Messenger RNA from Nyctereutes procyonoides (raccoon dog), 2276 nucleotides. It is a transcript of the gene MOGAT2, whose product is annotated as monoacylglycerol O-acyltransferase 2. Lineage: Eukaryota; Metazoa; Chordata; Mammalia; Carnivora; Canidae. The transcript is spliced from 6 exons. The coding region runs from base 1 to 1005 and encodes 334 amino acids. Gene Ontology annotation, biological process: triglyceride biosynthetic process; diacylglycerol biosynthetic process. Gene Ontology annotation, molecular function: diacylglycerol O-acyltransferase activity; 2-acylglycerol O-acyltransferase activity. The record is from RefSeq and is a predicted model, not a curated record. Gene Ontology annotation, cellular component: endoplasmic reticulum membrane.
AUGGUGAAGUUUGCACCACUGUUCGUGCCAUGGGAGCGCAGGCUGCAGACCUUCAUGGUCCUGCAGUGGGUCUUCUCCUUCCUGGCCCUGGCCCAGAUCUGCACUGUGGUCUUCGUAGGCCUCCUGUUCACAAGGUUCUGGUUGGUCAGCGUCCUGUAUGCCGCCUGGUGGUACCUGGACCGCGACACGCCGAGGCAGGGGGGCAGGCCCGUCCAAGCCCUGAGGCGCUGCUUCAUGUGGAAGUACAUGAGGGACUACUUCCCCGUCACGCUGGUCAAGACUGCUGAGCUGGACCCCUCCCGGAACUACCUUGCUGGCUUCCACCCCCAUGGGGUCUUGGCCGCCGGAGCCUUUGUCAACCUGUGCACGGAGAGCACGGGCUUCCCUUCGCUCUUCCCUGGCAUCCGCUCCCAUCUGAUGAUGCUGACCUUGUGGUUCCGGGUCCCUUUCUUCAGGGAUUACAUCAUGUCCGGGGGCCUGGUCACUUCGGACAAGGAGAGCGCUGCUCACAUCCUGAGCAGGAAGGAGGGUGGCAAUCUGCUGGCCAUCAUUGUAGGGGGUGCCCAGGAGGCGCUGAACGCCAGGCCUGGAGACUCCACGCUUCUGCUCCGGAACCGCAAGGGCUUCAUCAGACUUGCCCUGAUGCACGGGGCAGCUCUGGUGCCGAUCUUUUCCUUUGGGGAGAAUGAGCUAUUUGACCAGGUUGAGAACUCUCCUGGCUCCUGGUUGCGUAGGAUUCAGAACCGGCUGCAGAAGAUCAUGGGUAUCUCCCUCCCGCUCUUCCAUGGUCGUGGUGUUUUCCAGUACAGCUUUGGCCUUAUACCCUACCGCCAGCCCAUCACCACCGUGGUGGGAAAGCCCAUCGAGGUGCAGAAGACACUGUGUCCCUCAAAGGAGGAGGUGGACAAGCUGCAUCAGCGCUAUGUCAAGGAACUGUGUGAUCUCUUCGAAACCCACAAGCUCAAGUACAAUGUCCCUGUGGACCAACAUUUGGAGUUCUGCUGAGGGCCUCCCCGGAGGGCAGGGCUGGCCUUGGAGAGCCUGGCGGGAGGUGUUGUGAUCUGAGAAGGCUUCCUGGAAGCGUCUGUUGAACAUAUCUUCACAGCCUUCCCAAACUUCUGCAAAUCCAGCCAUGAUAUGCUCCAAAUCCCAGCAGACAAGCAGGAGGGGACACUAAGCUCUGGCAUUGGCGAUUUGUACUCCUGCUGCAAAACUCCUACGAACCUCCCUCUGCGUGGCUUGCUCUUCUGUAAAUGCGAGAUGGCUGGAAGAGAGGAUUUCUGAGGCCUCUGUCCCCUGUUGUCAUGUCAUUCAAUAGAGAAAGAGAGCAGCAAAUAUCACCAGGUUUUUCUUCCUCUACCCUGAGUGAUGACACAAAAGAAGCCACUAGUUCCAGCCCCGUCUCCUACAAGCUCCCUCAUCCUGCACCCUGGAUGUCUCCACUCCUCCCUCCCUGCGCCAGAGGGUGGGGGUGGCCUGGAAGCCUCUGCGCUCAUGCAGGACACCUGUGAGUUUCUGUCCUCUGAGCUGUGGACUGGUGGCCACAGGGGCCGGAAAGGUGGAUAAGGAGAACUGUGCUCUGCCACUGGCUAUAUGAUAAUAUAGACCUCUUUGGUCUCCUUCUGAACCUCAGUUUCCCUGACUAAGAUGAACCCUGAGUCUCGACUCUGAUGUUCCAGGGGCAGAGAGCUUCAUGAGGCACCUCUUACUCGUCCAUUGUAAUUUCAGCCCCCGACCUUGGUACAGAAAGGGGGGGUCUCCCUAAACGUCAGCUCGACAAAUGAAAGGAUGAUUCUAUUUUAGCCUUCUCCUGUUCCUCCCCGUUCUUCAGCAAGGGGGGUUCAUCGAAGCCUCUCUUGACUCCCAGACUGGCCCUGUGGCCCUGCAGCCCUACCUCAUCUUCCCAGAGUGCCAUGUUGACUCAUCCUUCCCGAUCCGUCAGCCCCCAGCCUACCACCCCUGAUCCUGUUCUGCUGGGCAAGAAAAUUGAGAGGCUUUACGUUAAGACACAGAGAAUGAAGACCGGACAUGAGUGCACAUUUGUGUGUGUCUGCAGGGUGGGUGAGAUGGGGACAGAAUUCAGAAUUCUGAAUUCCUGAGUUUGGGACAUAUGUCAGUAGCAAAGGACAGGAUGCCCAGGGUGGACCAUACCCCUUUCGCCCUCCAGCAGGGAAACAGCAUCCCUCCAGGGGCAAAUCAUACCGUAAUUAAAACAGGAGGGACAUCUGAGAGGUGUAAAUUUGGGUUUAAAUCCUGGAGCAUCUGUUUUCAGCGAC